AUGCCCACCGUGGACGACAUACUGGAGCAGGUUGGGGAGUUCGGCUGCUUCCAGAAGCAAGCCUUCCUUACCCUGUGCCUGCUCUCUCUAGUCUUCGCCCCCAUCUAUGUGGGCAUCGUCUUCCUGGGCUUCACUCCCGACCACCGCUGCCUGAGCCCCGGGGUGGCUGAGCUGAGCCAUCGCUGUGGCUGGAGCCUGGCCGAGGAGCUCAACUACACGGUGCCGGGCCUGGGGGCUGCAGAUGAAGCCUUCCUCCGCCAGUGCCGGCGGUAUGAGGUGGACUGGAACCAGAGCACCCUUAGCUGCCAGGACCCGCUGGCUGGUCUGGCCGCCAAUAGGAGCCACCUGCCGCUGGGCCCCUGUCGUGACGGCUGGGUAUACGACACACCCGGCUCCUCCAUUGUCACCGAGUUUGACCUGGUGUGUGCUGACGCCUGGAAGGUGGACCUCUUCCAGUCCUGUGUGAACGCGGGCUUCUUCCUCGGCUCUCUGGUCAUUGGCUACGUUGCAGACAGGUUUGGCCGGAAGCUGUGUCUACUGGUGACUGCCCUGGUCAAUGCCCUGGCAGGUGUGCUCAUGGCCCUGGCACCAGACUACACAUCCAUGCUUCUGUUCCGCCUACUGCAGGGGCUGGUCAGCAAGGGCACCUGGAUGGCUGGCUACACCCUGAUUACAGAAUUUGUCGGCUUGGGCUCCAGAAGAACGGUGGCGAUCCUGUACCAGAUGGCCUACACUGUGGGGCUGGUGGCCCUCCCCGGGGUGGCCUUUGCCAUCCCCCACUGGCGCUGGCUCCAGCUGGCCGUCUCCCUGCCCACCUUCCUCUCCCUGCUCUACUACUGGUGUGUGCCCGAGUCCCCCCGGUGGCUGUUAUCGCAAAAGAGAAACACUCAAGCGAUAAAGAUCAUGAACCAUAUAGCUCAAAAGAAUGGGAAACUGCCUCCAGCAGAUUUAAAGUUGCUCUCUCUUGAAGAGGACGUUACCGAAAAGCGGAGCCCUUCGUUUGCAGACCUGUUCCGCACGCCGCACCUGAGGAAGCACACCUUCGUCCUCAUGUACCUCUGGUUCACGGUCGCGGUGCUCUAUCAGGGCCUCAUCAUGCACAUGGGCACCACCAGCGAGAACCUCCAUCUGGAUUUCUUUUACUCUGCUCUGAUGGAAUUCCCCGCGGCCUUUGUCGUCCUUGUCACCAUUGACCGCGUCGGCCGUCUUUACCCGAUGGCCACGGCAUAUCUGGUGGCAGGGGCAGCCUGCUUCAUCAUGACUUUUAUCUCACAUGACCUGCACUGGGUAAAUACCGUAAUAGCUUGCAUUGGCCGAUUGGGAAUCACCGUCGUGGUCCAGAUGAUCUGCCUGGUGAAUGCUGAGCUGUAUCCCACGUUCAUCAGGAGCCUUGGAGUGAUGGUGUGCUCCUCCCUGUGUGACGUGGGUGGCAUCAUCACCCCCUUCCUGGUCUUCAGGCUGAUGGAGAUUUGGCAAGGCCUGCCCCUGGUUUUGUUUGGAGUGCUGGGCCUGGUUGCAGGGGGAAUGACGCUGCUUCUUCCGGAGACCAAGGGGAAGGCUUUGCCAGAGACCAUCAAGGAUGCGGAGAACCUGCGGAGGAAAGCAAAGCCCAAAGAAAAAAAGAAUCACCUUCAGAUCCAAACAUCAGAACUCAGGGGCACCUGA
Messenger RNA from Cynocephalus volans (Philippine flying lemur), 1665 nucleotides. RefSeq names its product solute carrier family 22 member 1 (gene SLC22A1). The transcript has 11 exons. Gene Ontology annotation, biological process: transmembrane transport. The record is from RefSeq and is a predicted model, not a curated record. Bases 1 to 1665 code for a protein of 554 amino acids. Gene Ontology annotation, cellular component: membrane. Lineage: Eukaryota; Metazoa; Chordata; Mammalia; Dermoptera; Cynocephalidae.